AUGGAGAUUUCGAAAAUUACAUCACCGGAGGACUGGCUUUACUUUGCAAAGGGAAGCGCAAAUUUACUACUCAAAUACACGGGUACAAAUGAUUAUUUGAGACAUAAACUUUUAAGAGUCCGGCUCUUAAAAGAAGACGAGCAAUAUAUAUCGACGUGUGAGUUGUAUGAUUUUAUCGAAUUGAAAUGCAAGCAUCUUUUUCCACAACAGAUAAUUGACAUUCAGCUAGUGGUAUUGACUAAAGACUUCACGAAUCGGUUAGAUAAUAGGGGAAAUCCUUUAAUGUUAAAGGAACGAUACGGGUUAUUGAUCCCAAACAUUUUGGAUGGUGAAUAUUCGAAAGAGAUACUUUCAAAAAACUGUCAACUUUAUGUAAACUCUUCAGUUGACGGAAACAGAGUCAACUCAGUAAUUUUCGAGAUCAAGCCAAAAUGGCUCUAUGAUAACAAAAACUCCAACUAUUGUAGAACAUGCCUGUUAAAUCAGUUGAAAAAGCUACCGAGACAUUUCUGCCCUCUUGAUUUAUUGUAUCUAAACACGAUCGAUCAAGGCAUAGAUGAUAUCUUCCUGGCGAUUCCUAAAGAGCUAUUGGAGAAUGUUGAGAGUGAAAAUGGUUUGCCACUAAAGCGCUUGUUUAGGGUUCUUUUGAAGAAUCCGGAUAACGUAUUUCAAAAACUAAAGGAAUACCAAAGAAUAAACAACAAGAAUGAUUUAAUCAAGAAUCUAACCUCAGAAAAAGAUGUACUGCAAAAUCUAUCGCUAGUGAUGACUCUUCGAGAUGUUGGCCUCUUCAUAAAAUUUGAGAAAUAUGAUAGGUUCAAUGAUGCCCACAAUUCACACAACAAUAUUAAUAACUUGAUCGAACUAGAAGGUUUCGGAAAAUAUCUAGUCACUUGUAAUAUUUAUGACUUGGAUUUGAAGUCAAAUUUGAAGUACAGGCACUGGCUUGAUAUUGAAGAAAGAUUACAAAGCAUAUAUAAUUCCUACAACACUAAAUGGCGUUGUUGCGUUAAAGUUGAUAACGGAGAGUGUAUUUAA
Priceomyces carsonii is the source of this 1038-nucleotide messenger RNA. RefSeq names its product inositol pentakisphosphate 2-kinase (gene IPK1). Gene Ontology annotation, molecular function: ATP binding; inositol-1,3,4,5,6-pentakisphosphate 2-kinase activity. The transcript has a single exon. Gene Ontology annotation, cellular component: nucleus. Gene Ontology annotation, biological process: inositol phosphate biosynthetic process. The coding region runs from base 1 to 1038 and encodes 345 amino acids. The record is from RefSeq and is a predicted model, not a curated record. Lineage: Eukaryota; Fungi; Ascomycota; Pichiomycetes; Serinales; Debaryomycetaceae.